AUGGGAUUGCUGCAAUUUGUCUUGACCCUUGCGACCGCAUGCCAUGCGGUCAACGGGCUCGAUGCUGAAGUCGUCUCUGGGCGUGUGGCGUCGCCACGGGUGGAUGCUAUGCGGCGCGACUACAAUGCCAAAGCAUCACACUCUUUGCCCUUGAGAAAGGGUGUCAGGAAGCCGGGCCCGGGAAGCGCUCUUCAGCGGAGACAAAAUGGCACAGCGCAAGUGGUCAACCACAAUGACUUGUACUACAUCGUGGACAUUGAGGUCGGCGACCAGACCAUCCCGGUGAAUGUCGAUACUGGAUCGAGCGACACGUGGUUCGUCCAGGCCCCGUUUCAGUGUGUCGACAUGAUCGGGAUUCCUCGACAGGUCCGACAUCAGAUGAAGCACUGCGGCUUCGGCUCCGGCUUCAACGGCAACUUUUCGGGCGGUGCCAUCCCCAACAUCCGCUUCUCCCGCUCGUAUGGAGACGGAACCUUCGUCUCAGGUUACUUUGGGUACGAGGACGUCACCCUGGGCGGGCUCAAGGUGCCGCACCAGCAGCUCGCCAUGGUCAACUUCACCUACUGGUGGGGCGAGGGCCUGACAUCCGGCCUGCUGGGCCUCGCCUACCCGUUCAUGACGGGCAUCGAUGAGCCGUCGCAGCAGUACGACCCCAUCUUCACAAACAUGUGGAAGCGGGACAAGUCCGUGGCGCCCAUGUUCAGUCUCGCGCUGUCGCGGGAGGACCCGGCCGCGAAGACCGAGAGCAGCUUGCUGGCGUUUGGGGGUGUUCCUCGCGGGGUCGACUACGAUGAGGACUCGUGGGCCAAGGCGCCGAUUCAGUCGAUGGAGAUGAUGCAGGGAUGGGGCAUCGACAAGCCCGAGCGCGGCCUCUACCUUAUUAUCGCGGACAACUUUAUUUACGGGCCGCGGAAUGGGACCGCAGAGGAUGCAAAAACGCUGCAGCUGGGCUCUCCAGCGAGUCUGGAUGGCAUGACGACGAAUUUGACACAGUUCCCUGUGCUGAUAGAUGCUGGGUCGACGAUGACCAGAUUGCCGGCCGCCAUGGCUCGAGAAGUAUUCGCCGCCUUUGAUCCGCCGGCAGAGUAUCUGUAUAGCGAGGGUGCUUGGUAUGCCGAUUGCAAGGCCAAAGCUGCAGCCUUUGGCGUCACCAUUGGGGGCAAGACUUUUUGGAUCCAACCCUCGGACCUACUACGACAGAGUACUCGAGACCGGGAGACGAAAUCCAAGUGCCGUGUGGGCCUCUACGACGACGAGGUGCCUCCGUACGUACUGGGCAUCACCUUUCUAACCAAUGUCGUAGCGGUGUUUGACGUGGGCGCGACGGAGAUGCGAUUUGCAGCUAGGAAACAUUACUGA
Molecule: messenger RNA, 1359 nt
Organism: Thyridium curvatum
Lineage: Eukaryota; Fungi; Ascomycota; Sordariomycetes; Thyridiales; Thyridiaceae
Exons: 3
Coding region: 1-1359 (452 amino acids)
Biological process (GO): proteolysis
Cellular component (GO): fungal-type vacuole
Molecular function (GO): aspartic-type endopeptidase activity
Source: RefSeq, a predicted model, not a curated record